AAUAAAAAAAAAUUCUAAUAUGGAUCCAACAAAUAUUAUUACAAAUUUUAAUUCAUUAUCAAUAUCAAAAUCAAGUCAACUACGAAUAGUUGGACAAAAAUUUGUUGCUGAAAAUGUUGUAAAAUUGUUCCAUGAAGAGCGUUUGCCAUCACAUCAUUGUUUUUCGCGAUCGAAUAAUCAUAAUGAAAAUGAUAAUAAACAUAAUGAAACAAAUGAACUAUCAUUAUGGCCAUGUUUACGGCAUUUUACAUGGAGUUCAUUGUUACAACAACAAUUUGGAAAAUUCUUACCAGUAGAUAAAGGUUAUUCAAUGUUCACAAUUGACCAGCAAGAGAAUCGUCUUCAGCUUUUUAACAAUGGUUCAAAUCAAGGCAUAUUUAUUGGUUCCAUAGCAAAUAAAAUUAUCUACUCAUAUUCUGAUUCAUCAAACUAUCUUUAUAUAUUGGAUGAAAAACAUCGUCUAUAUUUCUAUCCGGUGACUGAAAAUAGCCAAAAUUAUCAUUUAAAAGUUCUUAUUGAAGAUAUUGUUAAAUUUCGUUCGAAUGGUAAACAAUGUUUGGCUUUAGAUUCUGAUGGUGAUCUGCUUGUAUGGUGGAUGAUUUUUCAUCACGAUCAAUCUGAACAUUUCGACAACAUUGAAUUUCGACCAUGGAAAUUUCAACAAAUAAAAAAAAUUUUUGGUGAAAAAUUCAUUAUUUUGGAUUUUGAUUGUGGCCAAUCCAAUGCUGUCAUAUUGGCUUGUUCGUCCGAUUAUGGUGCACAAGCUGUUCAUAUUUGGCGACAAUCAUUUAAAAAUGAAAAUGAUGACUACCUGGAAACGAUACACAUUUCUUAUAAACAAAUUUUCUGGAAUAUUAUUGCCGGUGUCGAUUCAUUUUUAUUGAUGCGUGAUGGUAUUCCUUAUGUUUUUGAUGGUCGAUCUAAUAAAAUCGAUAGUCAACCAUUGAUAAUUACUAAAAUGCCAAAAAUCAACAAUUGUUACAACAUUCCAUCUACUGAUAUUUAUAUAUUCAUUUCGAAUAAUUCAUGGUACAUUUACAACACACAAACUGGACAACAAAUAAAAACAUCAUUACGAUCAUUGCCGGAUCUAUAUUCAUUUUAUGGCCAUUAUCCAUCAUCACCGCCAUCAUUUUGUCAUAUUAAUCAACAAAAUUGUCUACAGGAUCCACAACAAAUUUCCAUAUUGGAAACAUUUAAUAAUCCAUUUUGUUAUGAUUUCAAGAUACAAAUACCAAUGAUGAUAACAAACCAACAAACAAUCAUACGUACAAUAUAUCUAUGUAAAGCUAUAUUGCAACAAUGGAAACCAUAUUUUAAUCAUUUGUUUCAACAAAAUCCCACUUUGAAUGAAACAUCAGAAUUAUUAUUGACCAUUGGUUAUAUUGAACAUUAUUAUUAUUAUAAAUCAAUGUACACAAUACUAUUGCCUACAUCCAUCAUACAUUGUGAACAAAUCCGUCAAGGUAUUCAAAAACUUGAAAAACAACAUGAAAAACCAUUCAUUCCAAUUUCAAAUACUACUAAUAUGUCAGAGGAUUUUGAUUUAAAUUCGAUAGAUUUAUCUGAUCUCAUUUAUAAUUGAUAAUUAAAAUUUUUUUGUUGUUGUU
Molecule: messenger RNA, 1610 nt
Organism: Dermatophagoides farinae (American house dust mite)
Lineage: Eukaryota; Metazoa; Arthropoda; Arachnida; Sarcoptiformes; Pyroglyphidae
Molecular function (GO): protein binding
Source: RefSeq, a predicted model, not a curated record